Anneissia japonica is the source of this 5001-nucleotide messenger RNA. Its product is annotated as probable protein phosphatase 2C T23F11.1. Lineage: Eukaryota; Metazoa; Echinodermata; Crinoidea; Comatulida; Comatulidae. The transcript is spliced from 10 exons. Gene Ontology annotation, molecular function: protein serine/threonine phosphatase activity; cation binding. Gene Ontology annotation, biological process: protein dephosphorylation. Bases 103 to 1050 code for a protein of 315 amino acids. The record is from RefSeq and is a predicted model, not a curated record.
GGUGAAAAAAAAUAUUUAUGUAGAGGGCGGCAUUGCUGCAUCAUGAAAAUAAAGAUGGUGAUUUGAUCGGCAGAAUUUGAGGAAGCAAAGCAAAACUAAGAAAUGGGUCAAACUUUAUCGGAGCCAGUGACAGCGAAGGAAACCUCAUCAUGUGAAAAUCGAGACUUCAAAGUGGGCUCGUCCUGCAUGCAGGGAUGGCGUAUCAAUAUGGAGGAUGCUCACACACAGUUGCUGUCACUCGGCGACUCUGAAGACACAGCGUUCUUUGCCGUUUACGACGGUCAUGGCGGUGCUAAAGUAGCCCAGUAUGCAGGGCAGCAUCUACACAACAAGGUGGCUAACCAACCAGCAUUCAAACGAGGGGACAUAAAAGAAGCUUUAAACGCAGCAUUCAUGGCCAUCGACGAGGACAUGCUCAAUGAUGACACAAUGAAAGAUGAGUUAGCUGGUACCACUGCAAUUGUAGUUAUUCAUAAAGAUAAUAGAUUGUAUUGCGCUAAUGUAGGUGAUUCAAGGUCUUUAGCAAGUGUGUGCGGUAAAGUCCAAAAUUUAUCUUACGAUCACAAACCGGGAAACGAUGAGGAAUCAAAAAGAAUAAUUGCAGCUGGGGGAUGGGUUGAAUUCAACAGAGUUAACGGAAAUCUGGCAUUAUCAAGAGCACUUGGUGACUUUGUUUUUAAGAAGAAUGAAAACAAAAAAGCUGAUGAACAGAUUGUUAUAGCUGUGCCUGACGUUAUAGAAGCCUCGGUCACGCCAGACCAUGAAUUUGUAAUAUUAGCCUGUGAUGGAAUAUGGGACGUACUCACUAAUGAAGAAGUCGUGGAAUUCGUAAGGUCACGGAUAGCAAUGAAGAUUGAACCAGACAAGAUUUGUGAAGAUUUAAUGACGCGGUGUCUAGCCCCUGAUUGCCAGAUGGGCGGCCUAGGAUGUGAUAACAUGACAGUGGUACUAGUGUGUUUCCUGCAGGGGAAAACGUACGAUGACCUAGCCUUACAAUGCGCAAGACCAGUUGAGGGAGCUACAACUUCAGACAGUAGUGCGAAUCUUUGAAUAUGAAUUGCACAAGCAAGACCUUGAUCUGUGACUUCCUGCUAGAUUCUUCAGACCAAAGACUAUCUCGCAAGAACAUCAAAACCAUUUUGUAAGGAGCACCAUUACGAAAACCACCGCACCUAUGCUGAUAAGUACAUGGUGUAUCAAACAGUACAUACAUUGUCAACUGAUUCUAAAGCCUGCCCUCAUAGAUCACAAGAUUUUUCCUGACUCAGGGGAGGGUGAAGGGAUUCUAUUCAGUUGAUUUCAACAUGUGAAAUCAAUCAUCUUUAUUUUUUAAGUUUGUAGAAUAAAGCUAAUGCAUUAUUGAUUGUUUACCACAAAGCAUGCUGGGAAAGUAAUCUGCGUGUUAUUUAGAUGAUGGUUAUCGCUUUACCUUACAAAGGUCGUACGGUUCAUAAAGUCAUUGGUAUACAUCAAAUCGGAAUGUAUUUUGUAAAAUAUUUCUUAAUUUUUAUAAGGCAGCUAAGAUGAAUUUCAGAAUGAUACGUUAUAAAUAAAUUAAAAUUUUCAUCCACAAUAAACGUGCAGUAAAAAAUAUGACAUGCUCAGGACCAUGUUACUUCCUUCGUGAGACUUAUACAUGUUCUGUCUCUAACCCAUUAAAAAGCUGUUUUACACAAUGAAUUUUGGAGACAGAUCUUUAUAUUUUUCACAAAAAGUCUGGUGAAAAUAAGAAUUAUUCGUAUUGUUUUGCUAUGCUCUGUUGAGUAAUGUAUGCGUACAAUAUGUGCCGACGUUAUCAUUCCUUGCGUAUUUCUAUAGACACAGUUGGUGACCCCCGAACUCCAGUAGUAGUGAUCAUAUGCUGUUUAGUUGGUGUAACAGUGAAAGUAUGUGAAUGUUGAAGUUUUAAAACAACGCACCAAAGAAAGUGCAGAGGUUCCAAUUAUCUUGCAAAUCGUGCAAACACUACCGCGAGCAAGCAUCCAUCUUCCAGAAAAUAACCCAUCUUUCACAAAUUCACGAUAAUUGCAUGUUUUUACUAGUAUUAACCAUUGUCUCCUGGAAGUCAGUGCCAGUUGGUUAUCACCACAAACAGCAGCAAUAUAUUUAGAUGCGUUUACGAAAACUUAAUUAAAGUAGAUCUCUCACAAAGUGGAUUCUUCCAACUCGUGACCUUUGAUAGUGUGUGAAAUAAAUAGCAAGGAUAGGUGAUGUGAGUGUACAAAAAUAUAUUGAGCAAACAAUUCUGACCAUCUCCCGAAGUUUAAUUUCUAAGCGAUUGAAAAUAUAUUAUUUUACUAGCAUUCCAAAAAACAUUGCUCAACAUCAUUGGUACUGGCACUGGUAUGGACAUUUAUAAUGCGCCUCUUCCUUGUAAUUAUAAAGCGCAGUUGUUUUCCCUGGUCAUUGGGUCCACUUGCUUUAAGUGUUGCUGUUGGUAACCAGCGCAGGAGCAGGCAACCCCACCAGGUACCUAUUUAUACUGCUGGGUGGAGAGAAGCAAUGCAAAUAAAGUGCCUUGCUCACGGACACAAGCGAAAUGCACAGCGAGGGAUAUGAUGUGCCUCUGAGGCUAGAAAGACUCCGAAGAAGCCAUGCAUUUUCGCAUACUAGGCGAAUGCAAUAUGUACUGUACAAGUGUAUUCCGUUGACAAAUGUAUGUUUAUAAUAUUUUCUACCAAUUAAAGAUCAUUUGACUCUGGGUACCGAUUGUGUCUGUUGACGAUGGCCACCAUGCCUGACGCGUACAGUACAAUACUUGUAGACAUUGGUCCGCAUGCUUAACUAGAACAAUGUGUCAAAUUUAUUCCAAUAAUUAUACCACAUUUUACAGUAGUUUGAUUUCAUGUUUUGUAGCCUAUAAUGAUUUUCACUAACAAAUAUGAUAUGAUAUCGGGAUCGUUUGCCUCUUUUUAUGAUAACUAUUAAACAAGCAGUGUUUUUUUUUCUUCAAAUUUCGUAUGUUGUUGGGUGUUGAGGUGAGGCAUAAGAUCAUCAUAAAUACGCGCCACAAUUUUUGGGACACUGCAUAUGCCUUAAGCUACGCAUGCAUGUUGUUUUUCUAGUAGAGAACUUUGCGAAAACCCUUUUAACAUGAACAAGUUGAUUAAAAAUUUACACUUUAAAAGGUUGACAGCACAAUUUAUAAGCUCCUUAUAGUAGUAGGUACUCAAGCAGUCAUUGAGAGAUGGAUUAUAGAAUUUGGUGUCCAGAAAUACAGUAACAAGUUUGGAACUAAUGGAGCACUAAAUAAGUUAGGGAGAACUGUUUUAAUUGUAUUUGGACAAUAUCUUAACACGUAGUAAAUGGUAAGAUUUCUGAAUCAUGGAACAUACAGAAUUGGAGUCUAAAAUAUUAAGAAACUGAAACUUUCUGACAGAAAUGAAGUUUCAUCAUCAUUAUUAUUUCCUUAUCUUUAUCGAUAUUGACAAGUCAAUAUUUUAUUGACAAGUCUUUAUGAUUAUUACAAUUAUUGUAGUUUGUUAUUGUUGCCUUUGUAAUUAAUGUUGUUUUUCUUCCAUGAAGCGAGCCAUUGGUUGUUGAUUACUAAUACAAUUCAUGUAUUAUAAAUACUGUUAAUUUAAUGUAAUACUUUUGUUUGUAAAAAGAGAUGGUGUAAAUUACAUAGGUCAUCACAACGAGGGGUUUCUUAAUUGGGAGGGGUUGUUCUACAUAAGGAGGGCUAGCUCUAAAAGGGGAGGGGGGAGUUACGAUUGAAGUUUAAUAACACAUUUUCAUUUUAAAAGUUAAGUUUAAAGGUUUUUCAAACCACAAUAGUUGUGCUAGAUUAAUGGCAGGUUGUUGCGAUCAAUCAUCAAUAGAUAUAUAUCAGAUAUUUCUGUAUUUUAGCAGCUAAUGAAAGUGAAAGUAAUAUUCGGGGAAAAAGGCAGAUUCUAUUUUGUACCACCAAUGCCUAUUGAUAAAGCAAUGUAUUAAUACGGCUGGUGUGUGUGUUGAUACAGCCAUCUUCUCUUACAUCAGGCAGCACCCAAAUGCUGUUAUACGUCUCAAUGGCGAAUAAUGCUACUGUACAUGCUCAGUAUAAGAGAAGCACAUAACUAUUCCGUCCUGUCUCUGAUGUGCAUUUCGCUUUCCUUUUUAUUUUUUGGAGUAUUAUUAAAUCUUGACAAUUUGAAGAAGGUAUUAAUUUUACAAAACACAAUUGUGCACUUUGUUUUCAAAAAUCCAAUGUAUACCAGAAUUCUCAAGUACUACGGAACUUCCGUAGUUGCUACGGAAAUUAUGCCUAAUUACUUACGUACAGAAAUAGACAAAAUUAUUACGGAAAUGUGUCAGGCAUAGAUCCAUAAAUAAAUAGGUCUAAAGAGCAGAACAAAUGACUUCUCCAUCAGGAUCAAUUUUUGUGAAAACUAAGAAAAAGUGGCCUGAAAAUCCUGUGUUUGAAAUUUCAUAGCUAUUAUUAUCCUGUCCUGUACUUUUAAUUCAAGCAACCCAUGUUUUGCACUCAAGAUGAAUUAUUAUGUGCUAUGGAAAUUUACUAAGGAUAUUUGAAGACUUGGUUUAAUACUGAAAUGCAUUUUACUGUUAACUUCAGUAGUCUGGUAUACAUUCGAUAUGAAUUUCACAUUGCAAUAUCGUAACCAUUUUCAUUAUUUUUUUGUUAGGUACUCCGAAAUGAUAAAUAAAUGUAGAAAUUGUUAUUGUGGUUAUUAUUAAUAUUUUAGUUAUUAUACGUGAAGUUGUUUUAGUUUUUAGAGAAAAGAGGAGCUAGUAUGUCAGGUAUACACAUUCACCAGUACAAAAUGUUUUAUUGGAUACUGCAUACAAGGCUGUUGUAAGAAUUUAUGUCACCAUUAUCAUCAUUGUUGUCAUCAACAUCUACUGCUACGACACCCAGCAACUGUUAGGUUAUUGUUGGUGUAUCUUUUUAAUGAUGACUCUUAAUAUUGUUAUAGUUGUUUCAACAGUGACCUAUCUAAGGGGUCUCGGGGAGGAGACGUAAUCCCUCAAAAUAUCUUGCAAUCACCUCCCCCCCCCCCC